This is a messenger RNA of Mesorhabditis belari, 963 nucleotides long. The record is from the annotation of a GenBank genome assembly. Lineage: Eukaryota; Metazoa; Nematoda; Chromadorea; Rhabditida; Rhabditidae.
AUGACAGAUCGUACCGCAGCACUUCCUGUUGCGGAAAGCUCGGCUCCAACUCAGUCUCCGAAUUACACGCUAGUUCGUGAACUAACUGGUCACGCAAAGACGGUCUCAUGCCUGAAAUUCAGCUAUGACGGACGAUUUCUUGCUUCUGGUUCUCCUGAUAAGACGGUUCGUGUAUGGUCAACUGGUGACGGACGAAUGUGCAGUUUAAUCAGUGGACACAGACUUGGCAUUAACGAUCUUAGUUGGAGCACGGAUGGAAAAAUGAUUGUGACUGCUAGCGAUGAUACACAAUUGAAGGUAUGGGAUGUUGAAUCGAAACGCACACUCAAAACUCUGAAAGGCCACGAUAACUAUGUUUUCUGCUGUGCGUUUAACCCACAAAGCAGCAUGAUUGCAUCAGGAGCUUUUGAUGAAACAGUUCGAGUUUGGGAUAUCAAAACCGGUGCUUGUGUCAGGACACUGCCAGCUCAUUCAGAUCCAGUUUCUGCUGUCUCAUUUAAUCGUUUUGGUACAUUAAUUGCAUCUUCAAGUUACGAUGGACUUGUUCGAAUUUGGGACACAUCAAAUGGACAAUGUGCUAAAACUUUAGUUGACGAAGAAAAUCCGCCCGUUUCUUUUGUUCGAUUUUCGCCUAAUGGUAAAUAUAUCUUAUCGGCGUCACUCGAUAGCACGCUGAAACUUUGGGAUUUAAACAAAGGCAAAUGCCUGAAAACUUACACAGGGCACAAACAUGGAAGCUUCUGCAUCAAUGCCAAUUUUUCCGUAACCGGAGGGAAGUGGAUCGUCAGUGGAUCUGAAGAUGGUAACAUUGUUAUUUGGAAUCUUCAAACCACCGAAAUUGUACAAAAGUUCAAGGCUCAUGAUACCGUUGUAUUAUCAACCGAUUGCCAUCCACAAGCUAAUAUGAUCGCCUCUGCCUCAAUAGAUCACGACGGUUCAAUUAAGUUAUGGAAAUCUGACUUU